Molecule: messenger RNA, 1015 nt
Organism: Amphibalanus amphitrite
Lineage: Eukaryota; Metazoa; Arthropoda; Thecostraca; Balanomorpha; Balanidae
Product: BET1-like protein
Exons: 3
Coding region: 444-791 (115 amino acids)
Biological process (GO): retrograde transport, endosome to Golgi; regulation of retrograde vesicle-mediated transport, Golgi to ER
Cellular component (GO): Golgi trans cisterna; SNARE complex
Molecular function (GO): SNAP receptor activity
Source: RefSeq, a predicted model, not a curated record
UGAACAUAUUUAUCCGCCGUCGUCGUCGAUCGUCGUCGUCAAGGCUAUAUAAACCUUAAAAGUUAAACCUUAAAAAGGUCGUCGUGAUGAAUUAGAAAUUUUUGUUUUUCAUAGAGUGCGUGCUAUUCACAAGACAAUAAUGCUACAUCGAUAGCUUAAAAGUUAAAGUCGAAGUCUUGACUCGAAGCCAGUUCUCUUGAUACCGUGGUCGAAGCUUUCUCCCUUCCAGGAGUAAUUGAUUCACUACUCACUAGGCCGAUUCAGAUUAGCUGAAAAGGCGCCUAUCGGCUAUCGGCAGUACCUACCUUGACCUACCUUGACCUACCUUGACCUAGCUACCUACCUACCUACCUUGACCUAUCAGUCUCAAUCUCAAUCGUAAUCUAGAAGUACUGCCUACUGCUAUUUGCAACUUCUUGAAAUACCUAACCUCAUUUGUCAUCAUGGGUAUCAAUAAUAAGGAAAAGGCGAUGGACUACGAGAACAGAGCAAUGACUGACCAACUGAGCUCAAAGGUGUCACGACUGAAAUCGCUGGCCUUCGACAUCGACAUGGACACGCGCGAGCACAACCGGCUGCUGGACUCGAUGGGCGGCGACUUCGACUCGACGGAGACCUUCCUGGGCGGCAGCGCCGGCCGGCUCUCCAAGAUGCUGUCCGGCGGCCGCGGCAACCGGCGCGUGCUCUGCUACACGGCCGGAGGGCUGGUGGCCGUGUUCGUCCUCUUCUACUAUGUGCUCUCCCGUAUAUCGUGGGGCGGCUCCGUGCCCAGUGCCGAGGCGCCCCUCUGAGCCGGGUAGGGUCGGCUGGAGGGGACCGGGUCGGCCGCGGGAGGGCUGAGGUGACGGUGAUAGGUGUGUGACAUUGCGCUGUGCCGUAUCGGCCGGGGUCGGCUGAAGGUGACAGGCGGCGGAGUACGGUCACUCGGACGUCAAACGUCGACCCCAGAGGUCACUGGCGCGCUGACAUUCGACGGACUCGCGGUGACAGGCGCGCCGCGGUGGUGGCGCCACCU